Molecule: messenger RNA, 1128 nt
Organism: Alternaria arborescens
Lineage: Eukaryota; Fungi; Ascomycota; Dothideomycetes; Pleosporales; Pleosporaceae
Exons: 2
Coding region: 1-1128 (375 amino acids)
Molecular function (GO): hydrolase activity
Source: RefSeq, a predicted model, not a curated record
AUGGUGGACUUCACGCAACAUCCUGUAAAGGGCGUGUACGCGUUGGCCGCCCUGGGCCUUGAGCUCGUGCGAUUCCCAGUAUUCAUUGUCAAAUUCCUCCUCUUCGGUCGCCAGCACCCUAGCUGGACCUUUCGACAGGCCAUUACUGUGCACGCCCUCUUCUCUGGGCUAUGGCACGUGGCUACGGUGCAAGCUAAGACACCACUGCCUCUCACACCGGACCGGGAGAAGGAGCGAUUCCUUGUCAUCAAACCGGCGAAGGAUGACGUAUACAAAGGACCAUUGAGGAGCAACAAGGACGUUGUGCCGGCAGAAAUUGGUGCGACUUGGUUUCCUGCGCCAUUGACCACGGGAAGCGAUAAGAGCAACGUCAAGGUCGUCCUUCAUAUACACGGCGGCGCUUUCGUCACAGGAGAUGGAAGGACGGGACAAUGCGGAGCUCCCGCAAAGAAACUUCUCAAGCACACCCUAGCCACACACAUCUUCUGUCCUCAGUAUCGCCUCUCCACGCUGCCUGCCUCCAAGACAUCGAACCCUUUCCCAGCCGCGCUCCAAGACAGCCUCACGUCCUACCUAUAUCUCUUGAACGACCUCAAGAUAUCCCCGAAGAACAUCAUACUCUCCGGAGACUCGGCGGGCGGCAACCUCGCCAUCUCCCUUCUUCGCUACAUUUCCGAGUACGGCUCCGACCUCGGUCUACCUGCUCCCUCGUCAGCGCUUCUCUGGUCGCCCUGGAUCAACCCCGCCGAUACCUCUGCAUCAUACGUUCAUGACAAUCGGAACUAUGCCACAGACUACCUCUCUCCUCCCUUCACGUCCUGGGGCACCCAGGCAUAUGCUGGUGAAGCUGGCGAGCAGGUUCUGUCGCAGCCAUACAUUUCGCAUAAGAACCGCACAUUCAAGACCGAGGUGCCUAUUUGGGUGAAUGGAGGUGGGGGAGAGAUACUAUACUUUGACGUAGUCGAAUGGGCUGAGAAGAUGAAGCAAGCAGGUAAUGAUGUACAGCUUGAUAUCGAAGAGCACGUUCCACACGAUCUCUUACUUUUGGGUCACAUCUUGGGAUUCGAGCAAGAGGCUGUAAACAUGGCUAAACGGGCAGGCGAAUGGCUGAACGAGCAGAAAAGAUAA